Messenger RNA from Strigops habroptila (Kakapo), 5236 nucleotides. RefSeq names its product microtubule associated protein 7 (gene MAP7). Gene Ontology annotation, cellular component: microtubule cytoskeleton. The transcript is spliced from 17 exons. The record is from RefSeq and is a predicted model, not a curated record. Lineage: Eukaryota; Metazoa; Chordata; Aves; Psittaciformes; Psittacidae. Gene Ontology annotation, biological process: microtubule cytoskeleton organization. The coding region runs from base 501 to 2795 and encodes 764 amino acids.
AGCGCUCUGCAAGCGCGCAGGAGCUGGCGUUCCCAAGGCCGGCUUGCUGCAGCUGAGGAGACAACACUCAUAGACCCCCUUUGAUUAGGAUGUGUCAGUGUUGUCAGGGCAACUGUUAACAGCAGCGUAUCAUAUUUUCUUCUCUUGUGUUGCGUGCUGAAUAUUUUAGUCUGCUGUAGCUGGAAGAGGCUUGCAGGAGGAAGGUGCUGCAGCAAGGAACCCAGAGCUGUGGGCUGGGAGCUGAUUGAACAGGUUAAGACAGUGACGAGCAGCAUCCAAACCAAAGUGCCUUUAAUUAGGGCUUUUCUUGAAGGUGGGGAAAGACUUGCAAGCCUUUUGCUGCCGACUGGAUGUUGGUAUUUGUCAGCUGUUUGCAUACUGCUUAUCCAUAGGGGAUCUAUUACAAGUGCUCAAAUGAGCAGGCAGUGUUGCAGCUAGCGGCUGAGUAGGUGCUGGAGUUUCUUACUUUUUUUUCUUAAUAAGCAAGAGGCAACAGCAACAUGUCUGGUUCAGCUACUGCCCUACGACAAGAGAGACUGAAGAUAAGUGCCAGGACAAAUCCCCUGGGUUUAUUCACCAUUAACGAAGAGGAUGAGCAGCAAAAGAAUGAGAAUUCCAAAAGACUGAAAGCAGCUGAAGGUUCCAAAAUACAAGACAAGAAAGGCACUUCAGGACAAAGCAACACUGGAACUAAACCAGAUCAUCCAACAAUACUAAAGGUUGAUGACAGGCAACGGCUUGCUAGAGAACGGAGGGAAGAACGAGAAAAACAACUAGCUGCAAGAGAAUCAGUCUGGUUAGAAAGAGAAGAGAGAGCCCGGCAACAUUAUGAAAAACACUUAGAGGAACGCAGGAAGAAGCUAGAAGAGCAAAGAUUAAAGGAAGAGAGAAGGCGAGCUGCCGUAGAGGAAAAGCGAAGGCAGAGAUUAGAAGAAGAUAAGGAACGACAUGAAGCUGUUGUACGUCGCACAAUUGAAAGAAGCCAGAAGCCAAAACAAAAGCAAAACAGGUGGUCCUGGGGAGGAGCACUACAUAGCCGCAUUAAUAACACAGAUCCAGACAGGCGGUCUGUUUCAACAAUGAACCUUUCGAAACAUGUUGAUCCAGUCAUUAACAAGCGGCUCUCCUCCUCAUCUGCAACAUUACUAAAUUCUCCAGACAGAGCUCGCCGCCUACAGCUCAGUCCAUGGGAGAGCAGCAUUGUUAGCAGGCUCCUGACGCCCACUCACUCCUUCCUGGCCCGAAGUAAAAGCACCGCUGCACUGUCUGGAGAUGCAGUUAUCCCCAUUUGUCCCCGUUCAGCAUCUUGCAGUCCCAUCAGUCCUCUGUCCUACAAGGCCAUGAGCUGUAGGAAUCCAGGAGACCGAGCAAAACUUUAUGCCUCUACUGAUGCUGUUGGACAUAGGAGAACAACGCAUCGUGCAGGGACUGACAAAAAAGAAAAAGAGAGAGACCAUUUGUCAUCCAGCUUCUCAGCCAGCUUUAAAGGAGGUCAUUUUUCUUCCAACCCCAAAGCUAGAUCACCAGCUCCCUCUCCAGUUUGGCAUGCAUCAAAGUCUCUGCCUUUUUUGCCUGGCACACCUAAGCAGAUAAAUUCCCCGCCUGGUUCCUCCAAAGUUUCCUCUGCUCAGGCACGUCCUCCUUCUCCUGGCAACAUCCGGCCAGUCAAAAAAGACGUCAAACCAGAAAGUGAGAAGAAAAGAUCAGAAAAGGAGGCUGAAAAGGCCAAUGAGGAGAGGACAGAAGAGAGUAAAGGAGCUUCAGCAAGUACUGGCGAAUCUGCAAGUCGAGAAGAGCUUGCUGAGCUCACUCAAGCAGCCAUCCCAUCCCUACCUCCUGCUCCACCAGCUCUUUCUCCACCCCCAGCCCCCACAAAGACCUCUGCAGGUACAACUGACCCUGAAGAAGCAACAAGGCUACUGACUGAGAAGAGGCGCCUUGCCCGUGAGCAGCGGGAACGGGAGGAGCAAGAGAGGAGGGAGAGAGAAGAGCUUGAAAGGCAAAAGAAGGAGGAGCUGUCACAGAGGAUAGCAGAAGAAAGAGCUCGCCGAGAAGAGGAAGAAGCUCGCAGACAGGAAGCAGAAAGAAAACGAAGGGACGCAGAAGAGGAACGGGAAAAGGAAGAACGGCUGCGCCGACAGGCAGAGGAGAGAGAACAGAAGGAGAAAGAAGAGAUGGAGCGCAUUCAGAAACAAAAAGAAGAGGAAGCUCGCCAGCGGGAAGAGGCAGAGCGGAUUCGAUUAGAACGUGAAAAGCAUUUCCAAAGAGAAGAGCAAGAGCGCUUGGAAAGGAAGAAGAGGCUUGAGGAGAUCAUGAAGAGAACUAGGCGUGUAGAAGCUGUAGAUAAGAAAACCAGUGACCAGCAAAAUGGACAUAUAUCAAAGGCAAAUAUUACUGGAGAAACAGUCAUAACAAGUCCUGCAUCUCCCUCGGAACCUGCAGGAGGACCUCAGCUUCAGCAUGCAACGCCAUCUCCCCACAACGGGAAACCAGUCACCUGCACGCGUGUGAUCGUCUCACAUCAACCCUCUGUAAAUAUGGACAGCAAUCUCAAUCCAGAGAAAAAUGCAAAUGAAAAUGGAAUGUCUAUGCAGAAUGAUAACUUUGAAGAGAUCAUAAACCUGCCUAUCGGUUCUAAACCAUCCCGGCUGGAUGCCAUGAACAAUGAUGGAAGCAAUAGUCCUCAAAUUCCUUUGAAUCCAAUUUUAGCCUUUGAAGAUCAGGGGACUCUUUUGCCUCAGGUAGAUAGUGUUCAAACACAUCAAACAGCAGGUAGGUCCACCUUGGUUCAUUAACACUUGUAAUGUUUUGUAAUUGACAGAGGACCCGGAGCUCUUAAUUGAUACAAGUUGAUUAAUUUAAGCAUUUUUAAACCCCAUACUAUUUGGUGAAAGGAGCAUGUUUCCUCUUUGUAAAGCUGUGCACACCAAGUACAUAGAGAUGCUGUGCAAAUUAUGGUGAGGUCUCACCUUUUCUUUGAGGAGGGGCUGCUUAGUUACACUUUCUUUUCUGCCUUUUGAAGUUGCUCGGAAAUGCUUGCCCUGUGCUUUUGAACAGAGACAACUGCUGUUCCAUGUUCUGCAGGUGUAAUAUCUGACACACCUGGGCAGAAGGGGAGGGGGUAUCUGCCUUCUAUGUGAAAUCCUGGCUGUACUUCCCUCCUCAAAUUCUUGCUGACAUUAAUAUUGAGGGAUGGUUUGCAGCACACUAGGUUUUUCUGAAUUACAUCACAACUUUUAAAGGAUGUUAGAUAAUCAAAAGCUACCACAGCAAAUGAAAUUGAUUUACUGUUGUCUUUUUCUCUGGCUAAAAAUGUAAGGAAAAUCAUCUUACAAUAAUGUAAGUGCAUAAACUACUAGCAUUUUGAAGUAAGCAUUUUCCCUCUUUACUGAUAUCUCAUUUUUGAUACCUUCUGUUGUAGAAGUGAUCUGAUUGUUUCUUCUGAAGAACCAAAGGUGACAGGAGCAUCUCUGCAGUCAGUGGAGUUUCUUCCAAGCUAUGAAGGAGCGUUUUAUUUUUUUCUCUCCAGUUUUUUAAAGAUUUCUUGAAUAUCUUUUUUGGAAGGACUUUAGUAAAACCAGCAGAAGAAAUGAUGGGAAUAGACUUGGAUCACCUUUCUAAUAGCUUUCACCACUAGAAAAAAUCAUGCUUCACAUGCAUUACUUAAUAUGGCUUUUUCCAGCAAGCUUUUUCUGUUAGUACAUGGAUAUUUCUGCAUUCCUUAAGACACAGGACACUGGAAUCUGAAAGCAAUGGGCUGAUUUGGGUGGUGGGUCUGAUUCUUUUUUUUAAAAAGGUGGGUGUUGGUUUAAAAGGCAUAAUUGUAAAAUUGGCAAAGAAUCUUUUACACUUUGUGGUUCUAAUACUUGAAAAAUAAAUACCUCGUUGCUCUACAAGUAGAGUUAAUGGGGUGUUCUAUUUAAACCUGUUGGUUUAAAUAUUAUUGCAGAGAACUCUAAUUAUGGGGGCAAACUAUAGGCUUCUGUAUCAGGUUCUUGUAAAUGUAAUUCCUACAGGGACAUUCUGUAAAUUGAGAUGUCACUAUGAUCUUCUUGCAUUUUCUCUAAAAACACAAAACAAGGCAGGUUUUAAAAUGUGAAAAUUUGAAAGCGUUAUUUUUUCAUGGACAAGAGGAAAACCUAUUGUUCUCCUAGAUGAUGUAUUUAUGAAUUUUGUUCAGUAAAGAAAUAAAUCGUUUAAUUGAAUAAAUUAGAAAAAUGUGGCAAAAUGAUACUGCAAACUUGAUUUUUUUAGUUACAUCCAUGUUCUCAAUACUAUAAACGAUGUGCAUGCAUAGGCGCACACACAAGGAAAUACCUUGUUUUGAGUCCUGCAAAUUGCUGCUGUUCCCAACGGUGGAAGACUUUUCCUUUGCCUUAUCAGACUACUGAAGCCUGUGGGAAACCUGAAAUGUUUGAUUUUUGGAUAAUGAAGCAGGUUUGUUUCAGGAUAUUUUUGGGUUUGCUCGUUUCAGAGCAAAUGGAAAAUGGUUAUUGUGCUUUUUGUCAUGUGAUUUUUAUGAAGUAGUGCAGUGAUAAGAGCAGCAGUGCAGGUUGCUCCCUCUUUAGUUUGAUGCCAAUUUCUACUCUCGUCAUUCCACCCCUUGCUUUUGGUUGCUAUUGGGCAGAACUGUAAAGUCUUGCACCUUCUUGUGCUUUGGUAAACAGCACUGCUACAGGUAAUAGGUAGAGCUCAGUCUAGCUAUUUGAGUGUAAAGCACCAACCAGGGCUUGACAUGCUGCUCGCUGAAGUCAGUGAGGAGAUCCUUGGCUAGGGGAAAUGGAGGUUUAUGGGGUCUCAGUUCAUGCUCCCAGAGAAUGUCUCAUUAAGAUUCCUGCACUUGCCUUUGGUGAGCACUGAGCUCAGCCUCUAGGAAGCUGUGCAGAAAGUCUGUGCUAGCAGAGGAAAUCCUCUGAGACAAAAGCCGAAGAAUUUUUGAAGAAGUUACUUUCUGCUGCUGGCAAGUGUUCUUUCAUAUAGGAGAUGGGAUAAAAACAAUAGAAAUGCAAUGGAAGAGACUUCAUCUGUCAGAAUGUAUGUGGAAGGGAAAAAGCAGCCAUUCAGUCAGAAUACUUUCAAUAGUAGCUUGUGACAUGGUAAAACAAACUGGGUUCCUUUCUUGCUUUCUUUAGUUUUCCAUGUACAUAGCCACAAUAUUUUGAAGUGUCCAAAAUAUGUAGUUUUCUUUAAACUUAUAUAUAGCAUGUAAGUACCAAAUAAAACUUGUUUGAACUAA